This is a messenger RNA of Panicum hallii, 1548 nucleotides long. RefSeq names its product cationic peroxidase SPC4-like. Gene Ontology annotation, biological process: response to oxidative stress; hydrogen peroxide catabolic process. The transcript has a single exon. Lineage: Eukaryota; Viridiplantae; Streptophyta; Magnoliopsida; Poales; Poaceae. Gene Ontology annotation, molecular function: peroxidase activity; heme binding. The record is from RefSeq and is a predicted model, not a curated record. Bases 164 to 1234 code for a protein of 356 amino acids.
UACUAAUAAUCAAUCAUCCAGGCACUCCCUCCCUCUCUUCUAUAAAAACCCGGCGAUGCCUGUGUUCCUUGUUCACGCCAGCAGCAAGCCACUCUACUAGACUCUAGCUAGCUACUUGUAGCGGCAUCAACUAGUACUCCUAGCUAGGAAGAAGAAGAGGAGGAUGGCUCCAGCUCCUCUAAUAAGCUGCCGGGCGAGUGUCCUGGCCGUCGGCCUGCUCCUGGCCGCCGCCGUCAGCGCGAGCGCGAGGCCUCUGACUCUGACGACGCUGGGUAGCGGUGCUAGUACCAACGCCACCAGCGGUGGUGGCCUGUCCGUCUACUACCACCUCGGCUCCUGCCCGCAGCUGGAGACCAUCGUCCGCUCCCACGUCGACGCCGCGCUCCGCCAGAACGUCCGCCUCACCGCCGGCCUCCUCCGCGUCUUCUUCCACGACUGCUUCCCGCAGGGCUGCGACGCCUCCAUCCUCCUCGACAACGGCGAGCGCAACCUGCCACCCAACGUCGGCCUCCAGCAGGAGGUGCUGCAGCUCAUCGAGGACAUCCGGGCCAAGGUGCACGCCCAGUGCGGCGCCACCGUCUCCUGCGCCGACAUCACCGUGCUCGCCACGCGCGACGCCGUCAACCUGGCCGGCGGCCCCGCCUUCACGGUGCCCCUGGGCCGCCUCGACAGCCUGGCGCCCGCCUCCGACAACGACGUCUUCAAGCUCCCGCCGCCCACCGCCACCGUGGACGAGCUCCUCACCGCCUUCAAGAACGCGGGCCUCUCCGACCCGGCCGACCUCGUGUCGCUCUCCGGCGCCCACACCGUGGGCAAGGCGCGCUGCAGCUCCUUCGGCGCAGUGUCGGGGCCCGCCGGGGACGACAUCACCAGGUGCAUCACGGAGACGUGCUCGGCGGCCGGCAGCGGCGACCGGCUGCGCGACCUCGACUUUUUGACGCCCAACGUGUUCGACAACCUCUACUUCAUCGAGCUGACGCUGAAGAAGAACCAGGGGGUGAUGCUGCCGUCGGACCAGGCGCUGGUGAGCGACUCGCGCACCAGCUGGCUCGUCCAGGGGUUCGCCGACAACCACUGGUGGUUCUUCGACCAGUUCAAGACCUCGAUGGUGAAGAUGAGCCAGCUCAAGGGGCCCCAGGGGAACGUCGGAGAGGUCCGCCGCAACUGCUUCAGGCGCAACGCCGCCGCCAGCCUCCAAGACGCCGGCGACGAGGGCCUUGCGGCAUCUGCCUGAGCUUGAGCUCCAGUAGUGAUCGAUCCCAUCCGUAGUUGUUACGUACUCCUCCUACUUGUGUUUGUUUUAUGGAGCAUAACGACGACGACAGUAGCAAUAAGGAAUGGAGCUAGGGAUGGCCGUGCACGCACGUGGUGGUAGGCAGGCUACCUGCAGGCACCUAAGCUAGGUAUCUAGUCACCAUGCAUGUCGGCAUCGACGAUCAUUGUUAAGUUAUGCUGCUGCUCCGCUUAUUACGCCGUUAGUUUCACUUUCACAUCUUAAUAAUUAUCUUCAAAUAACAUCGAUCGAUCACCCUUUUUCUUUUGCUUUUA